AUGGUCGAAGACGAGUUCUACACCAUCGCGCAAACCUUCACUCAGCACUUACACUAUGCGGAGUACGUCCGCCGGAAAAAGUAUGCAAAGGCCCAAAGUGCGGCAGAGAUCGGCGCCAUAGAGAGGCCGACAGAUGGGAAAACACCCAUGUCAAAGGAGCUCCAGCAGAAAAAAGAAGCUGAAGUACGGGCGACGCGCCAGAAAGCUGGAGUCGAAGAAGUCGCAGGUCAAGACGACAAGGACGAUACCGAUGAUGAUGAUGAUGAUGACAAUUGGGCCGGGACGCAUUUGCAUGGUCUUAUGACUAGUCCAAGUAAACCACGUUCGUUGCUUGGCUCACAUAUUUUGAAGUCUUCUACAAGAGCUGCUGCGGGCUUUGGACAAGCAUUUGGGUCGCAGAGUGACACCAGGCAUAUAGCUCGCGGGUCUCAGCCUGCGCCGUCAUCUCGAGCUGCCGAGUUACACCGUCGGGAGUUUGAUGAGGAGACGGCAUCGGGCGAAGAUGAUGAUCUCGAUGGACAAGCAUACACGACUACUAUACAACCCAGACGAGAGGAAAGCAAGGCUCCGGAUCAAAGCUCAGCAAGAUCGCCGCCUUCUACCAUUCGGCGACCGACGCAAAUCAACAAUAUAUCUACGUCUAGCAGAGGAGGAGUAAGGCCAGCGCAGCCAAACACGCAACCAAAACACGAAUUCAGGUCAAAAGUUCAGAUGUUAUUCGACGACCUUGACGAACUUCCAGAGCCAUCAAGAUCUAAAACUUCUAUUCCUGAAAAGGAAAUCAGGUUCUCCUCCGCAACCCAAAGGCCGGAGGUCACGCCUGGGGAAAACAAUUUGAAGUCCAAGAAAUCCCGCUAUAAAGACGUUCCAACUUUUCUAGUGUGA
Penicillium atrosanguineum is the source of this 885-nucleotide messenger RNA. RefSeq lists its product as uncharacterized. The transcript has a single exon. Bases 1 to 885 code for a protein of 294 amino acids. The record is from RefSeq and is a predicted model, not a curated record. NCBI's taxonomy places the organism in Eukaryota, Fungi, Ascomycota, Eurotiomycetes, Eurotiales, Aspergillaceae.